AUGCGGCGCGUAUGGCUGCCGAACUCGCUGUUAAUUAGAGCAUUGUACAUUUGCCUCAUGAUCUCAAUCGCCUUUUCUUUACCUUUAACUUUACCCAACCACAAUACCACUUUGCGUGCCUUAAGCACCAACACUGAGGAUAGUACUUGUUGUAAGUUUUUAAGAAAAAUUUGGAUUUCAAAUUAAAUUUUAGGCUUUGAAGGCUGGCUGUUCUUAAACAGUUAAAUAUGAAAAUUCAAUUUAAAAAUUAUAAAAAUCAAUCUUUUUAAAUGUGAUAAGUUAAUAUUAUUGCUGUAAUACUAUUUUUUAUUUGUAUAUAUAUCUAGAAAACAAUUUUAAGGUUUAGAUCUAGUUUUAAAUGUUCUAUAUUUAGAUAAAAUUUGAUAUUUUAGGUAACAAAAUAAAAAAAUACUAUAAUAAAGCCAAUUUUAGUUGCUUCAUGGGAAUACCUGGACAUGAUGGAUGAACCGAUCAACGCAAAAGACAAACAAUGUAACAUAGAACUUGACGAUAUUUUUGUAGAAGAUUCUGAAGAAGAGGUAAGCUAUAUUUGGAUUUUUAAUCUCAUUUUUUGCGAAAAUUGGCUUUUUCUGGAAGAAGCAUAUAUGAAUAUAUAGGCGGGGGAUUUUGAUUAAAGUGGACCUAAAAGGGGGCUCACUAUGCUUGUCCCAGCCUCUUUGGCUAAGCCGGGCUAGGCUACGCUAGGCUGGGUUAGGCUGGGCUGGGCUGGGCUAGGCUGAGCUGGGCUGGGAUGUGCUGAGCUGGGAUGUGCUGAGCUGGCCUGAGCUUUACUGCGCUAGAGCGGGCUGAAGCAAAUUCAAAAGGAGCCGCGUCGGCGCGUGUGAGAUCAAAGAUCGGGCAGAAAAAUCGGGCUCGGCCCCUUUAUAUGUCUGGGUUAGAGAUAGGGAAGGGGAAAAGUAAAGGAAGAGUUAUAUAUGAAAAAUUAAUUGUUUCAUAAUAGACACCUUGAUAUUUUGAACAAACAACUUUUUGGGCUUUGUUACACUGUCUGUCCAUAGAGUAACAACUUGACGUCUACUCCAGUGCUUUAUCAAUACUAAUAUCGUUUUCGCAUUAAGCUUUGUUUCCUAGGUUUAUUUUGCGGCUAAUUUGCUUCAACUGAAGAGUUCUGAUAUACUAUAUUUCUAGUUGGUGAUAUAAACCUAAACUAUAAUCAAAUUUUCUUCAGGACACCGUAGGAAUCCGCUACAUCUACACCGAUCUAGACGCACGAUUCGCUCCAGACUUUGGCUUGUUCAAGGGCUUUCUACAUGACUUGAUCAACUCAUGUAGCCAUCAAAUCAUAGGAAACACAUUCGUCUCUACUACCUUCGAUCCAGACAACACUUCAGCUACACGAGCUUUCAUUUGUUGUACGGAUUCUGAAUGUAUUGGACAUUUGACUGAAGUGCAGCAGGAUCUAUAUUAUCGACCAUAUCUACAUGGUGAUAGGUUGGUAUAUGACGAUGAGGACGACGCUUCUUUUAUUGGGAAUUACACUAUCACGUGGUAUGAUGAGGUAGGUAUUUUAGGUAAAGUAGAGUAGGGUAGAGUGGAGUAGGUAGGGUAGUGAAAAUUGAGAUAGGGUAGUGUAGGAAACGGUAAGAUACUUCUAUAACCUUAAAUUUCAGACCAAGAAGAUCAAAACCCCAUGUAACAAGAACAGUUUCAUCUUCAUUACCAGUCGAAUCAUGGAUAUUGCAGUUAGUGGUCUACCAACUGCCGUUCGUGACUUCAGAGAUCGCUGGAGAAAUCUCUGUAUUCAGCCGACUAUCAUCCUUGUCGGCCGACCAGCCAAAGAGAAAGCAACGUUAGAGUACUACUAUGGUAACAUCACUGAGAAUCUGUUUGUAGUACCAAACGCAAGCUGUUUGCAUGUGAUUGCCAAGUGUAUUAAGCCUUGUAUGGUGUCUAACGACUCUUGUAAAGACUUGGAUUUGGAAAACUGCGAAAUCCCACCGACUACGACUUCAACGAGUACUACUACUACAACAACUACGCCGACUACGCCUACUACGGUAAGAAUUAUUAUAGCUGCCUUGUUUUACUUUGUUGUGCCCUACUGUUUCUUGCUUUGCCUUGCCUUGUGCUCUCUAGUAGACAUGGAGAACGGACCGGGUCUGAGCAAAAUUUUGGACGAGCUCGAUCUGAAAAUCGCGGCAAAGCCCGGUCCGAAAAGCCCAGCCCGUUUCCACGUAAAAAAAUUCGGGCCAGGCAGGGCCUGAAAAAAAACUCAUAUCGGGGGGGUCGGGCCUCACAUUCAGGCCCGGCCAAUUCACCGUGUCAUGUUCUUUCCUGUUGGCCUGUCCUGCCUUUGCCAUGCCUUUUUUUCCUGCCUUUCUUAGCUUUGCCUUGUUUCACUUCAUACUAUAUACUUUUUUUUUGUUUUAACGUAUUCCAACAUAAUUUUUAUAAACCUACUUUAACAAUGUCGUACUUUUUUGCAUGUAUUCUUUUUUAUUCUACUUUACCCUACUGUGGCCCACCACCCUAUCAUACUUGUUUUACAUUGUUCAUAAUCAUUUCUUUUUUUAGACAAUUGAACCACCAGCUACCUCAUUGCACAUACUUUAUGCUGUAGCGUUGAGUGAUACGUUAAAGAACAAGUUUGAAAACAUCAAGGAGAAUAUUGAAGAGGCCGUCAAACUUUACCUUGACGUAAGUAUUAAUAUAUAUUUAGAAUCAUCGUGCUAGAACCGAUAAUUUUAAUGUGGGCUUACAGUUAAGAUAAGUAAAUUUUUUUAAAAAUUAUUUUUUAAAUUUCAAAAAUUUUUUCAAAUUUUUUAAAAAUUUUAAAUUUAUUAGGAAACCCACAAUAACGAGAUAGCAGCCCAAUUCUUCGCGACUCCAGAAGACACGUCCAAGCAAUGGAUAUUGAAUAUCGACACUUUCCACGAUCGACUUGACAACAUGAAUGAUAGUGUGUUAGUCAAGAAUGUAGAACACAAUGAUACCGACAAUAAAACGACGAUUGUAGUUGACAAUGUUGAGCAUGCGCUCAAGUACUACGAUAACAAUCACCAAACAAGAAAAUCAACCGACGCUGCGCCACUAUUGAUUGUUAUGACCGACUUUUAUUCAUGGGUGAGGCUGCAAAAGAUUGUUUUAUUAAGUUUUUCAAAUAAUUCUGUGCCCCUUAACCACAAAAAUUUGCUUUAGAAAAGGCAGAGAAUUAGUUGAACUAUCUAAUAUAUUAACAAAAUAUUUUUUUAAAUUUGAAAAAAUGCCUUUACUGUCGCUAAAGUACCUACUAUAAUAUAAGAUUUCCAGAAGUUUUGGAGAUACAUGCUUGAUCACCCUAUAACAACUCGGUUUGAUGUGCACAUGUACGUAUACAAUUAUGCUGCGUAUAACAUAUUCAAAAGUGCAUCGAAUCGAGUAGUUGAUCUUCGUAUGUUGCACUAUUUGGAUCCUGAUCAUCUUGUAGUAAUACCAUUGGAUCCGACCGAUCCUAAGGAAGAUGACAAUGGUAAGAGAGAUAAAAUUAGCCUUUUCUAGCCAUGCCUUAGGCUUACUGAAGCUUACUUUAGUUUUUCUAGUCUCUACCCUACCCUAACCUACCCUACUCUACCCUGCCCUACCCUACCCUACCCUACCCUACCCUACCCUACCCUACCCUACCCUACCCUACCCUACCCUACCCCUACCCUACCCUACCCUACCCUAUCCUAUCCUAUCCUACCCUACCCUACCCUACCCUACCCUACCCUACCCUACCCUACCCUACCCUACCCUACCCUACCCUAUCCUACCUUACUCUUCUCUACUCUGCUCUAACUUACCCUAAACUGAAAUACCUUACCCUACUCAAGCCUCAAAACUUGAUUAUUCUGCACUGCCCUAGCCUACUCUUUUCUACCUUACCCUAAAAUGAAUUACCCUACCCCGUCCUUCACGUUAAAUUCGAAAAACAGCAAAAACUUUCUUUCCAAUUGAAAAAAAAAAUUAAAAAAGGUUAAAAAUAUCUAAAAAGUUCAAAAUUAAUGGAAAAAAGUAAAAUUUCAAAAAACAUUUCGAAUUUCGAACUGAACAAUGAUCCGAACCCAGCCUCUAAAUGACAAACAGAUCUGACCACUCAAACCUAAUAUACCCUACCCUACCCUACCCCACCCCACCCUACUCUACCCUACCAUGCCCUACCUUACCCUGCCUACUGUAGCCUCAGUACGAUCCAUACUUUUUAUACUACUGAUAACUUCUAACCCCUAUCAUUUCAGUAGGCCUAUCAGAAACCGAGCUCAUAGUGAUCAUAAUCGGAAGUGUUAUCUUUUUAUUGGCCAUCAUGGCUUUGAUGACAUUUUUAUACACGAAAAAGCUGUCAUGGAUGAGACGAAUCGAAAACUUUAGCAAAACCCAUGAAGAUGUCACAGCCAUCGUACAGGACUUCUGGGAACUGAGUUGGGAUCGGCUGCUUAUCAAGUCGGAAAAGAUUGGAUCUGGGGCUUAUGGGCAGGUAUGGAGGCUUUAAAAGUUUGGGUUUUGUUACCUAAAAUUCAAAAAAUUUUAACUUUUUAAAAAUUUGCAUAUACUAUCAAGCUACCUAUAAAAAAUUGAAUAUGGCAUCAAAUAAGCCCUUAAAACCCCUCUUUUACCAUCAUCUUCCAGGUAUUUCGCGGCAAAGUUCACGGCAAACCCCCGUGUGUAGACCACGUGUACGUCAACUCCAGUCUACCGGUCGAAAACCAGUACGAAGACUGUGAUGUAGCCAUCAAAAUGCUACCGCGGUAUGCCAGCGAAAUGGCAAAACGAGAGUUUUUGCACGAAAUCGAGCUCAUGAAGAAGAUCAGCGGCCGCAACGACAACAUCAUCGACAUGCUCGGCUGUAUCACCGUGGGACAUACCAUAUGUUUGGUACUUGAAUACUGUCCAAACCGAGAUCUACUUCAUUAUGUCAAGGCUGUUAAUGUAGAUGUACAGGAAUCGACGUCGCUGGAGGCUAAACUGAAUUUGACCAAGGAGUUUAUGUUGUUCGCAUGGCAUGUCUGUGAUGGUAUGAGGUAUUUGGCGUCACAGAACGUGAUACACAGGGAUCUGGCGGCCAGGAAUAUACUUAUUGAUCGACAUAACUGUGCUAAAGUAAGGCCCAUUUUUUUUUGAUUUUUUUAUACGUACGGUUAGAAAUGGCAGUUACUUGACAACAAGUAACCUCAGAAAUGUGAAAAAGCUCACAAAACUUGUUCUAAUAAUGCUCCCCUUUCCAGAUCAGUGACUUUGGCCUAUGUAUCGAGUUGAGCAACAAUGGCUACUCCAACUCCAUCUACACCUCGAACUCUGGCCGAUUGCCAAUCAAAUGGCUAGCCAUCGAAGCGCUUCUGAAGCACGAAUUCAGUACCAAAAGCGAUGUGUGGUCCUUUGGCAUUCUACUAUUCGAAAUGUACUCAUUUGGUGAAACCCCCUUUGCCACAAUACCUACAAAAGAGAUUGGUGAACAUCUGACAGCUGGUGGCAGACCCUAUAAGCCUGAGUUGUGUCCUGAGGAAAUGUUCAAUAUCAUGAAGUUUUGUUGGCUUCAGAAUCCGGAUCAAAGGCCAGAGUUCAAGCUGCUGACUGAGAAAGUGGCAAUUGUAUUGGAGAGGGCUUCGGAGAGUUAUGGGUAUUUGGACCUGACAAGUGACAUUUCUACUGCACCUAACUAUAUGAAGAUCAAGAAGACUUUUAGGAACGCGGAGGGCAUCGACGAGUAGGUUUUGAAGGUAUUAUCAUGCACUACUCUUAACUUUUUAAUCUUGAAAUGACUGGUUUGAAAAAAAAUGAAAAACUGAACAGGGGGUAUCCAUCCCCCCCCCCGUUCUAAAACCCUUACUAAAGUACCCCUACCUUCAAUAUAAUAUGCCUUUAUAUAACCCCCUAUUCCCUUCAGAAAACAACGCUCAGCCUUCCGAAACCGAAUCCUGACUCGCGAAUCCACGGCAUCUGAUUCGAAUCGUCCGCCGACGCCAUCCUCACCUCCGCCGGUCUCUCCGCCAGCCAAUUCGCAGGCAAAACGAAUGAAGUUCUUCUUUUCGCGUGGACACAGCAAAGACCAGAGCAAGGAUACCUAUGAUAUGCCUCCGGUUACUUGA
This is a messenger RNA of Bursaphelenchus okinawaensis, 6062 nucleotides long. NCBI's taxonomy places the organism in Eukaryota, Metazoa, Nematoda, Chromadorea, Rhabditida, Aphelenchoididae. The record is from the annotation of a GenBank genome assembly.